Molecule: messenger RNA, 1647 nt
Organism: Saitoella complicata NRRL Y-17804
Lineage: Eukaryota; Fungi; Ascomycota; Saitoellomycetes; Saitoellales; Saitoellaceae
Exons: 1
Coding region: 42-1613 (523 amino acids)
Molecular function (GO): RNA binding
Source: RefSeq, a predicted model, not a curated record
ACAAUCCCGCCGAAGCCACGAAGACCGAUUGGUCCGAACACAUGUCCAUAGACACAUUCGCCCCCUCCUCCUGGGACAUCGACGAGGAGAUGCACGCCGACGCCCCAGACCCAUGGACGGCACCGGCUCCGAAGGACGAAACCGCCGAUCACGAAUCGGACACUUGGUCUACAGCCCCUGCUCCCGUUACGGCGCACAAUGGACCGGAAAGCGACGAGAGCGGCGUUAGUAAGCCACCGAAGAAGAAGGUGAAGGGGAGAUGGACGUUUGUUGAUGACCGGGUUAAUGGGAAGUACAUCAAGGGGAUUGGGCAGUUGUUGACGCCGGAUGACGAUGAGCCGAGGCAGUUGCCGCUUCCUUCGAAGAAGAAGGGCCCGGGGGGUAAGCUGCAUCAACAGCGGUGGCAGCAGCGCGGAAAGGAAAUGGAUGUGGUCGCAUUACCGCAUCAAAAGCCAUCCAUGACACAGCCUGCGGCAAUUUCUCCUGUCUCCGUGGGUUUCGAGGAUUUCAUGCCCACCAGUCCCCUUGCAAACAACGAUGGCCCUUGCCGCGGCCAUCCCAUCCUCGUCCGCGGCCUCGCACCAACCUUCACUGACGACAUGCUCGGCGACAUCUUCUAUUACCGUCUCGGUUCGCGCGGGGUCUUUGACGCCCUCGUUGUGUCUGACCCGCGCACUGGUGUCUCCCGCGGCUUCGGAUACGUGUGGCUCGAAUCGGAGAAAUUGGCGGAGGAGGCGGUGAGGAAGUUCGCGCGGACGGGAGGUGAGGAAGGGGAGGAGGGGGAGGGGAUGAGUGUGGAGAGGGUUGGGAAGGGAGAUUCGAGGCCGGUAAUUGCGAUUGGGGUUGCGAGGGGGAAGGGGUUGGAUAUUGACAUGCUCCUCGCCGCUCGCCCCUUCGCUGACACGAACGUCAAGAUCGAGGAUAAACCGGAGACUGAGCAGACCAUUGGGGAUGCGCAGGCGUAUGAGGUUCGUUCCCGCGCAGCCUCAGCGUCGGUCGGAGUGUCAGGGAUGGGAGCUGUGCAGACGGGAUUGAGCCCACAGAAUCAGGCUGUGUGGAGUCAGUACCAGGCGAGUCAGGCGAUGGCUAUCGCUAUGUCCGUACAGAAAGCGUUUCAGCAAGCUGCACAGGCUCAGGCUUGGGCACAUAUGUUUCAGGCUCAAGGUCAUGUUCAAGGGCAAGGUUUGCAGGCGAGUCCGUUCCCGAAUUACAUGAGUAAUGCUACGAAUACAGUGCCGCUGAGGAUGGGGUAUCCGCUUCCUCAACACCAUGCUCAUCACCAGCGCCGCAGUCCGCCACAGACGACGAACACGGGAGGUACGGGGGCAUACACGGGUGCCCCGGCUGGUCACCCCCUCGUCAACGCCCCCAUCACCCCCGAGAUGCCCGGCGCCAAAUAUCGUCCUCAACCUACUGAGAACAAGACCAUCGCCGCAGCUGAUGAGAAGUGGUUGGAGUUAAUCAGCAAGGUCACGCAGCAGAAUAUGACUGAGUUGUUGCAGUUGAUGAAUAUGUUGCCGAAGAAGGAGCGUGCGAUGUGUUUUUUGUCGGAGGAGUAUGGGGUUGAGAAGGUUAGGAUGGCGGUUGAGACUUUGGCUAUGUUGGGGGAUUAGCUGCAGCUGUAGGCGAGAAGUUGAGGCAUUCGCU